Messenger RNA from Acomys russatus (golden spiny mouse), 1859 nucleotides. It is a transcript of the gene Gatm, whose product is annotated as glycine amidinotransferase. The record is from RefSeq and is a predicted model, not a curated record. Lineage: Eukaryota; Metazoa; Chordata; Mammalia; Rodentia; Muridae. The transcript is spliced from 9 exons. Gene Ontology annotation, cellular component: mitochondrion. Gene Ontology annotation, molecular function: amidinotransferase activity. Gene Ontology annotation, biological process: creatine biosynthetic process. The coding region runs from base 95 to 1366 and encodes 423 amino acids.
UACAAAAGCAGCGUGCGCCGCCGCCACCGGCUAGGAGCUAGCGCGAGGACGGCGGCUGGGACCUUGUGCACGCGGAGCAGCUGGGACCGGAGCGAUGCUGAGGGUGCGGUGUCUGCGCGGCGGUAGCCGAGGCGCCGAGGCGGUGCACUACAUCGGCUCUCGGCUUGGAGGAUCUUUGAUAGGAUGUGUGCAGCGAACUUUCCAGAGCACCCAGGCAGCUACUGCUUCCUCCCAGAAUUCCUGUGCAGCUGAAGACAAGGCCACUGAUCCUCUGCCCAAGGACUGCCCUGUCUCCUCUUACAACGAAUGGGACCCUUUAGAGGAAGUGAUAGUGGGCAGAGCAGAAAAUGCCUGUGUCCCCCCAUUCACGGUGGAGGUGAAGGCUAAUACAUACGAAAAGUACUGGCCGUUUUACCAGAAAAAUGGAGGUCUUUAUUUUCCCAAAGAUCAUUUGAAGAAGGCUGUUGCCGAAGUUGAAGAAAUGUGCAAUAUUUUAACAAUGGAAGGAGUGACCGUGAGGCGGCCUGACCCCAUCGACUGGUCACUGAAGUACAGGACUCCUGAUUUUGAGUCUACAGGUUUAUACAGUGCGAUGCCUCGAGACAUCCUGAUGGUUGUGGGGAAUGAGAUCAUAGAGGCUCCCAUGGCGUGGCGUUCACGCUUCUUUGAGUACCGAGCGUACAGGUCAAUUAUCAAAGACUACUUCCACCGUGGUGCCAAGUGGACAACAGCACCCAAGCCCACAAUGGCUGAUGAGCUCUAUGACCAGGACUACCCCAUCCAUUCUGUGGAAGACAGACACAAAUUGGCCGCUCAGGGGAAGUUCGUGACGACUGAGUUCGAGCCAUGCUUUGACGCCGCUGAUUUCAUCCGAGCUGGAAGAGAUAUUUUUGCACAGAGAAGCCAGGUGACAAACUACCUGGGCAUCAAGUGGAUGCGCAGGCAUCUUGCUCCGGACUACAGAGUACAUAUCAUCUCUUUUAAAGACCCCAAUCCGAUGCACAUCGAUGCCACCUUCAACAUCAUUGGGCCUGGCCUUGUGCUCUCCAACCCUGACCGACCAUGUCAUCAGAUCGAUCUUUUCAAGAAAGCAGGAUGGACCAUAGUUACUCCUCCAACACCAGUCAUCCCCGACGACCAUCCUCUCUGGAUGUCAUCCAAAUGGCUUUCCAUGAAUGUCUUAAUGCUGGAUGAGAAACGAGUGAUGGUGGAUGCCAAUGAAGUCCCAAUUCAGAAGAUGUUUGAGAAGCUGGGUAUCAGUACCAUUAAGGUUAACAUCCGAAAUGCCAACUCCCUGGGAGGAGGCUUCCACUGCUGGACCUGUGACGUCCGGCGUCGAGGCACCCUUCAGUCCUACUUGGACUGAGCAGGCACGGCAUGGCUUGUGGCAUAGCCUCGGAUAUACCUAAGAAUCGUAGCAGCACGGCCCAUUCCCUCGCUUUAAUAAAUGCAUGAACGAUAGUGCGCUUUGAACAAUCACAUCCUUAAUGGGGGUUCCCAAGCCUGGCUUACUUUUCAUUGGCAUAAGGAAGAUAAUUUCUGCUAGGUUUUUGCUUUCUUCUCCUAAAGUUAUUUACUAUUUGGCUUCAAGUAUAAAAGUUGAGUAAAUGUAUACCAAGGCAAAAAAUUAGUCACCUGAGUAACUUGGCCACUAAUAUUUAACCGUCUACCUCUGUUUUUAAUUUUCUUUCCAAAAGGCAGCUUGAAAUGUCAGUCCUAAUCUUAUCUAUUUCCUCUUUGGUGGACUUGUGAAUGUUUGUAGCACUUCUUUUUUUUCCUAAGUGGGACAAAGACUUAGGAAGAAAACCACAGAUCCUAAGUAGUAUCAGACAUUUGUCUCUUUUUCUAAAAAAAACAAA